Pogoniulus pusillus (Red-fronted tinkerbird) is the source of this 1679-nucleotide messenger RNA. RefSeq names its product MORN repeat containing 4 (gene MORN4). The record is from RefSeq and is a predicted model, not a curated record. Gene Ontology annotation, biological process: response to axon injury. The transcript is spliced from 5 exons. The coding region runs from base 137 to 577 and encodes 146 amino acids. Gene Ontology annotation, cellular component: cell projection. NCBI's taxonomy places the organism in Eukaryota, Metazoa, Chordata, Aves, Piciformes, Lybiidae.
UGGCAGUGCCCGGCGGGUAGGGGGACUGGCAGGGGUAGUAGCCGUGCCACCGCCCCUCAGCGGGACACCGGUGGGGAGUGGUGCGGGCAGCGAGCGCCGAGCCAGCUCUUGCCCUGUGCUGACGGAGACUGUCGCCAUGACGCUCACCAAAGGCUCCUUCACCUACUCCAACGGGGAGGAGUACCGCGGCGAGUGGAAGGAAGGUCGCAGGCACGGCGUUGGGCAGCUGACAUUUGCUGAUGGCACCACUUACGUGGGGCACUUUGAGAACGGGCUUUUCCACGGCUGUGGUGUGCUUACCUUCUCCGAUGGCUCCAGGUACGAGGGGGAGUUUGUGCAGGGCAAGUUCAACGGUGUAGGCGUGUUCACUCGCUGCGACAACAUGACCUUCGAGGGCGAGUUCAAAGGCGGGCGUGUGUAUGGCUUUGGUCUCUUGACCUUCCCGGAUGGCUCCCACGGGGUGCCCCGCAACGAGGGCUUCUUUGAGAACAACAAGCUGUUGCGGCGGGAGAAGUGCCCAGCCAUCAUCCAGAGGGCCCAGGGUGCCUCCAAGUCUGCCCACAACCUGACAGCGUGACGGUGUCUCGUGUCCCCUCCUGUCGUGGCAGUCACUGGGUACUGGCUGGCCCUGCCAUCCUCAGAGAAGGGAUGUGGCACUGCUGUGUGCCCCCCUUCCCUCCCUCCUUACCACGUUCCCCCUGCCAAAACUGCCCCUACUGGGGGGGACAGGGCCUUCUGCCCUCCACUCAAGUGCCCCGGGGCAGCCAUGGUGCCUUCUCUCUCUGGUUAUAGCCCUGGCACCUGCUGGAGCAGUGAGGGAACAGUGUGGCCAGGGCUUGGCCCCUCUGCCCCUCAGGAAGGCUGUGGACCACCAGCGCUGCUAGCCUGCUGCAGAGGAUGGAGCAGGGGUGUAGGGACUGGGGCUGGGCCCUGGCCCCACUGUCAGGAUGCCUUGGCUAGGAGCUGCUGGCUGGACCACAUGCCCAUGGAGGGGCAACUCCUGGCCCUUUUGGCUACCCUGGUCCAAGGUAGGGUGGCGACCUCAGGCACCCUGUGGCCUGCACCUUCAGCUCUGCAUGAUUGGCCAGACCCCCAUAUUUCCUGGACAGGGUAGCAUUGUGCCUCAAGCCUGCUCUUGAAGCCAGCUGAUGGGCUGUGUUCCUCUCAUCCUUGUGCCAAUGCCAUCCAUCUUCUGCCUCGGGGACAACUGCAGCAGUAUUCCAACCAAGGGAAACCAGGGGAUGCCCAGCCUGACCCUUGUCUGCUGCACACUGAGGGAAAGCAUGAAGGAUGGCAGGCAAGGAGCAGGGUUGGCUGGCUGGAGUCUGGGAUGAGGGGCAUGAGCAGGGCUGUGGGAGAUGCCAGGGCUGGGGCAGGGAGCCUGAGCGGGGCAGGGGGCCUGAGCAGGGCAGGCAUGGAUAGGGGAGUGGCAAGGGACAGGAGCCACACAGCUCUUUGCCCCCUGCACGUGUCCUUCAAUCUGCCCUGUGUGCCCACGUUCAGCCUAGUGUGGGCUGGCUGGCUGCAGCAUGGGGGUCCUGGCAGCCCUCACAGCUCAGUGGUGGGCUACAGGGUGGGCAUGUCCCAUGUGCCCACACCAGUCCUAUCUGUGCCUUGCCAUGACCCUGCCUUGUGCUGCCGCCUGCACAGGCCUCAGCUGAGUAAACCACAUUGCCAAA